AUUUAUUUCCAUUCGUGAUACCGGCACUCGUCGGUAUAAGUAAUGAAAAGUCUAGAGAAGGAUGAAUUAUAAAAUCUUUUAAACGUUUUGUCAAAUAGGAUAUUUUCAUUACAAGGCCAAACACUGUAUUGAAUGAAAAAGCAUCUUCUGCAAUGAAGAGAUUUUUCGUCUGCAGUUGCUUUUACUCACACAACUUUUUCUUAAAGAAAUACAACACCCACGUAGUGUUUACAUCAGAACAACAGCUUUUGGACCAAUAUUUAAAAACAUUAAGAAAUAAAGGAUGUGCAACAGAAGAUCAGAUCAAGGAAGUUUUGAAUGAGGUUAAGAAAGAAUUGCAUAGAAGGGAAACUCUUGGUCAAGCGUACUUGGAAAGAAGGAAACUUAUACAAGACAAAUAUAUUCCCAAGCAUCCUCAGAUUUUUAAGUUAAAGGAAGAAUUUUUAUCUCCAGAUUUUAUCAGCUUAGUGAAGUUUUGUCAGGAUUCCAAAACUACCUGUUCUGAUGUCAUUAAUAAGAUCCAGAAUGGACCAGCUGCGAAAUGCUAUACAUUACCUGUCUUUACUGAAGAAUACUGUAAACUUAUGAUGGAAGAACUUGAAAAUUUUGAAGCCAGUGAUUGUCCAAAAGCCAGACCAAAUACCAUGAAUAACUAUGGGCUAUUACUAAAUGAAAUUGGAUUUGAUGAAGAGUUUUUGAUACCAUUACGAGAAAAGUAUCUUCAACCGAUAACAGCUUAUCUGUAUCCUGAUUGUGGUGGUGAUGACCUUGACUCACAUAAAGCAUUCGUUGUCAAGUACAAGAUGGGAGAAGACCUUGACCUCAACUUUCACUAUGACAAUGCUGAAGUGACAAUUAAUGUAGCCUUAGGCAAGGAUUUUACUGGAGGUGACCUAUAUUUUGGUGACAUGAGAACAAAACACAAUGCCGGAACACAAUACAAAGGCUAUCAACAUAUCAGAUACACAGGCUUAUUACACAGAGGACAACAUAUGCAUGGGGCUAAAUCAAUUCAAUCUGGAGAACGCUAUAAUCUGAUUAUUUGGAUGAGGUCCUCAAAAAUAAGAAACAAACUAUGUCCUAUGUGUGACAAUGAACCAGAACUUGUUGAAACUGUAGGCUUUGGUGAUGGUUUCACCAAGCAGGAAGAAGUUAUUAAUAUAUGUGCAAUAUGACUUUACUUUGUUAAACAUUAUUCCAUAAUUAUGGCUGAAAUGGUGCUAGGAUUUGGAAUCUCAAAAUGACAACACUAGCGCAAGAUUUAUAGUAUUUUACGUCAGUUCCAGCUUGUCCCUACCUCCGGCUAGCAGCUUAAUUUACGUGUCUCAUAAUUUCAUGGUACAGUUUUUCUUAAGCAGCAGUUUAAGUUCGUGAGUAUUGCAGUAUAUAUAUGCAAUAUAAAUAUUUAUGCAGUUCGUCUUAUUGUUUCAGUUUCCAGUGUUGAACGGAGGCAGAAAUUUGCAUAGUUUUCUUUCAUAUAAGUUUUGAGAAUAAAGUUUAAUAAUGAAUAUUAAUUUUGAACAGGAGAGAGGUGUGUAGUCGGCAAACGUGUCUGUUUGUUUCAAAUAGUGGGUUGCUGUUAAUAUAUUUUAACAAUAUAGCAAGAGGGUUUCAAAAAUUGUGACUUAUUUAUUUGUGAAAUAUUUUACAUGUUUUUAUAUGGAGAGUUGCUGAUAGAAUUUGUGCUCCUUGAAUGUUGAUUUUUGGUGUACAUGUUUUAAAGUAUUAUCUGUUCUUCUAAUCUAUUCAUUGUUCAUUGUUGAAUGCUACUUUAAGAGAAUAAGAUCUAUUAAUUCGUGUUUCAGUUGUUAUUAAUAUUAUGUCUGGUGAA
Mytilus trossulus (common blue mussel) is the source of this 1831-nucleotide messenger RNA. RefSeq names its product 2-oxoglutarate and iron-dependent oxygenase domain-containing protein 2-like. Gene Ontology annotation, molecular function: L-ascorbic acid binding; iron ion binding; oxidoreductase activity, acting on paired donors, with incorporation or reduction of molecular oxygen. The coding region runs from base 153 to 1175 and encodes 340 amino acids. The record is from RefSeq and is a predicted model, not a curated record. Lineage: Eukaryota; Metazoa; Mollusca; Bivalvia; Mytilida; Mytilidae. The transcript has 6 exons.